AUGAUUGUAAAUAAUGAAAAAAUGCAAUAUGUUGCUUUCUAAUUAAUUUAUAAAUAAAUGAUUCUACCAAUUUGCUAAAAUAACGCCCCAAAAUACAUAAUGCUAAAUAUGUCUAACAAAACAUAAAAUUAAUGCUUGAAACGUAUACCACAUGAAAUUUAUAUGCGAUUACACGACGACUUUAUUUCUGUUUCUACAUAUUCAGAAACUAGACAUUCUUAUUAUUUAUAUAUGUUUAACUACUAUAAUGGUGAGUCGUGAAGAUUCUCUUUGUUGGUAUCAUGAAAAUUUGUCUAGAGAGAACUCGGAAAAAUUAUUAAAAGAAGAAUCAUGUGAGGAUGGUGUUUUCUUAGUGAGAGAAAGUUCAUCUUCAAGUGGAGAUUAUGUGUUAUCGGUGCUACAUGACAAAGAAGUUGUUCAUUAUCAAAUAAGGAGGCAUGGGGAGGAUGCUUUUUUUUCGAUAGAUGAAGAAGUAACUUUGCAUGGACUUGAAAGUCUAAUACAAUAUUACCAAAAAGAUGCUCACGGAUUGGUGACUAAAUUAACUACUUUAUGUAAAGGUUCCCCUCCACCACAUGAUUCACGGAUACAUGGAAGAACAAAUUUAUUGCAUAGAGCUACUAAGGAAGGUAAUUACACGGUUGUAUCCGAACUUUUAAAGUGUGGAUAUAGAAGUCUUGAGGCUAAAAAUGAAGAUGGGCAAACAGCAGCGCAUCUUGCAGCUCGAUUGGGUAUGGAUGAUAUAUUAAAAAAACUUAUUGAAAGUGGUGCCAAUGUGAACUGCAGAGAUACAGCAGGACUUACUCCUUUACAUUAUGCGUGCAAAAAAAAUCAUUUAGCUAAUACAGUGAGACUUCUAAUAGAGUUUGGUGGUGUGAGUCCUCAGACUAGAGAUAGUAAUACUAAUCAUGUUCCACUUCACGAGGCAGCCAUUCUUGGUCAUUCAGAAAUUAUAAGUGUUUUACUAUUGUGCAGAGCGCCAUUGAGACCACGAACACGUGAUAAUGAAACACCAUUAGACUUGGCUCGCAAAUUUGGGCAUGAAAAUUGCUGUGAAAUGCUGGACUCUUACCAACAACCUGUGCCUAAAACAAAUCGAUCGGAAUGGUAUCAUGGAACGCUAGAUCGCAAUGAAGCUGUAUCUUUAUUGAACCAAUAUGCUGCCAGUUUGAUUGAGAAGCAAGAUGGUAUAUUUUUGAUACGGUAUAGUGAAAGGCACGGAGGAAAUUAUGUGCUGACGAUGUUACAUGAACAGCAAGCCUAUCAUUUCAGAAUACGGUCACAGGGUCGUUGGUUAUUCAUUGAUGAUGGACCAUAUCAUGAAUCACUUGAGCAUUUAGUGGAGCAUUACUCGUUGAUGUCUGACGGUUUACCCAAUAUGUUGCAAGUUGCGGUUUCACCAAAACCGAAACCACCUUUACCAGAAUUUUCAACUAUACCGAGAAUGAAAAGCAGUUCAGUAAAAAAUAUUUUUCCAAAUAAGAGUAAUAUGGAAUCUCUAUCGAAAUCAGCAAAUGUUUCUUUAAUGAAUAAUGAAACAAUUAGUUUACAAAGUUGCACCAUGACAAACGACCAGGACUCUUUCUACACAAUACCUUUGAAUAACGCGGCAGUUCAAAUAGAUAAUCAUUUAAAUAUGUCAACAACUUAUAAUGACAUUGAAAAUGAUGUAAAUAAAAAUAUAAUUAGAGAUGAAAGCAAACAAAAUAACUCUUUUUGUAAGGAAAUUCAAAACGAUUUGUCCAUCCAAAGGAACUCUGAUAUUUCUAAAGAGUCUUUAGUACUAGGUUCUGUACUUGGCGAGGGUGAAUUUGGGGAAGUUUAUAAGGGAAUUUAUGUCAUUAAUAAAACGUGUCAGAUAGACGUUGCCAUCAAAACGUUACGCGAAGAACAUGUUGAAGCUAAUAAAGAAGAUUUUUUGAGAGAGGCCAAAUUAAUGAUGAGCUUAGAUCAUCAUUGUAUAGUACGUCUAAUAGGAGUUUCUCAGGGACCACCAUUGCUAAUGAUUCAAGAAUUAGUUUCAUUAGGAUCUAUGCUGAAUUAUCUUCUCGAGUUUCCAGAAAGAGUGAAUCCUAAGUGUGAAUUGAAAAUAUGGGCCGCGCAAAUUGCUUGUGGAAUGUAUUAUCUUGAAACUCAGAAGUUUGUACAUCGUGACUUGGCUGCUAGAAACAUAUUGUUAUCUUCUAAGCAUCAAGCGAAAAUAAGUGAUUUUGGUUUAUCAAGAGCUUUAGGAACUGACAACAAUUACUAUCAAGCAACCCAAGGUGGCAAAUGGCCAAUUAAAUGGUAUGCUCCAGAAUCUUACAGUUUCGGUACAUUUUCGCAUGCAAGUGAUGUUUGGAGUUUUGGGAUAACGCUUUGGGAGAUGUUUUCUAUGGGAGCUCAGCCAUAUGGUGAUGAGCGAGGUGUUGAGGUUAUCCAACUAAUUGAAAAGGGCGUUAGAUUGACUUGUCCAGAAAACUGUCCUCAGGAUAUGUAUGAACUUAUGAACAAAUGUUGGUCAUAUGAGCCACAGAGUCGUCCUACAUUCGAAUACCUGAUGAAUUUUCUGUCUUCAGAUCCCGACUAUGAAAAUGUAAAAGAAUUAGUUAAAGGUAUGCACAUUGGUUAGUAGUAAUUAUAUACUAAUUUUAUUAAAAAAUAUGGAUAACUAAUACUAUUCCAAUAUAAUAAAUUUAUCAUAUAUCUGCGCCAUGAUUAUCAUAUAAAUUGAUACAAUCGGUUUAUAUUAUAGGAGAGACUAGGUUCGGUUGUGCCACUUUUUUGAUCAGUAAUAUUUUGUUAAUUUACCAAUUAACUGGGAGAAAAAUUAUUUAAAUGGUAGUUUGAACAUUUGACUUUCUUGAAAUACAGAAAUACUGUUCUUAAAUACGGUGGAUAAAAUUAUAUAAUGAAAUCAUACAAAAAGAGAGAGUGUCACAACAGUU
Ctenocephalides felis (cat flea) is the source of this 2927-nucleotide messenger RNA. Its product is annotated as tyrosine-protein kinase Shark-like. Lineage: Eukaryota; Metazoa; Arthropoda; Insecta; Siphonaptera; Pulicidae. Gene Ontology annotation, molecular function: non-membrane spanning protein tyrosine kinase activity; signaling receptor binding; ATP binding. Gene Ontology annotation, biological process: protein phosphorylation; cell differentiation; innate immune response. The transcript has 13 exons. Gene Ontology annotation, cellular component: extrinsic component of cytoplasmic side of plasma membrane. The record is from RefSeq and is a predicted model, not a curated record. The coding region runs from base 152 to 2611 and encodes 819 amino acids.